This is a messenger RNA of Hermetia illucens (black soldier fly), 1704 nucleotides long. Its product is annotated as CAAX prenyl protease 1 homolog. The coding region runs from base 238 to 1536 and encodes 432 amino acids. The transcript has 2 exons. The record is from RefSeq and is a predicted model, not a curated record. NCBI's taxonomy places the organism in Eukaryota, Metazoa, Arthropoda, Insecta, Diptera, Stratiomyidae. Gene Ontology annotation, cellular component: endoplasmic reticulum membrane. Gene Ontology annotation, molecular function: metalloendopeptidase activity. Gene Ontology annotation, biological process: CAAX-box protein processing.
GGCGUUCAAUGACCUGCUCGCUUAUCAACAGAUUUGGCAAUACCGGCAACAGGAAUGAAUAUACAUCAAGUCAGCUACUGUCAAAUCUCUAAUCGGAAUCGGCGGUCUCUUGUUUUUUUCACGCACCUCCAGCAUUUUACAAAUGCCGAUUGUCGGCUUUUAACUGGAGGAAAUUAUCGUGAAAUUUUUUGAAAAUUAAAUUAUUAGCAAAGUGGAAAAUAUUGGUUCUACCGGAAAAUGGCUAAUGUGAACGUGGAUAGUAUAAUUCUGUACUCGAUUUUGGGGUUCCUGGUACUCGAGAAUGCUUUCGAAAUUUACUUGGGGAUAAGACAGAUUGAUUUGAUUAAUAAUACGAAAACCGUUCCAAUUGAACUUCAAGAGGAAAUGACAUGGGAUUAUAUUCUAAAUCGAAAACGAACUGCCAUAAGAAGCAUUACCACGAAGAUCAUUAUCAAAGGAGUGUACUGCUCCAUUCACGCAAUUGAGCUAUAUUUCGGAUUAGUUACCGCCAUUUGGAUAUUAUUCAAAAAAUUGUGGCAAAAAACUAAAUCAUGUCAAAAUGAGUAUUGUCUGACUGUUGGCUUUUUGCUAUGCUGGGGGACAUAUCGGUUUCUGUUAAACAUCCCGGCCAAUGUUAUAACCAAUCUGUACGCAGUCCAACAGAAGCAUCCGUUGACCACUAUAUCGUCAUCCGUUCUAAUUUAUUUAUGGGAUACGGUGGCUGUUGUAGUUUUCGGGGUAUUCGUUGUGUAUAUGAAAGGACGCAUGGGGAAGUUCUAUUAUAUGUUUAUAUCUCUAGUAGAGAUCGCUUGCAGAUACAUUUUGUUAGUGAUAUCAUUUCACCUGCUACUCCCGAUUUCUGAAGAGCAUGAAAAACUGCCCGACGGCCCUGUUAGGGAUAACAUCACAAAACUUGCCAAAUCACAAGGUUUCAAUAUGGAAAAAUUUGUGGUGGCCAAUACAUAUGGUAUCGCUAACCACGAUUUCAAUGCGUAUACGAUUGAAACUUUGAUUUCACGUCGCAUCGUCCUUUCCAAAAGGUUUUUAAUCUACGAAAGCGAAGGGAAAAUAUCAGUUAGAGAGAUUUGUGCCAUAGUCGCACACGAACUGAAUCAUUGGAAAAAAAGUCAUUCAUUGCUCAGUCAGCUUGAACUAUUUGUGAAUGUUUUUAUAACGAACUAUAUUGCAUUGGGCCUUCCGAGCCAUUUCGAUGUGUUCUACUUCCGUUUCCCGCAAGAUGAAAGGCCGAUAAUGGCUGCUUAUACUUAUGCAAUCAAUUAUUGUAGCCUCCCUUUCGUGUUUACAUACAAAAUGAUAAGCCUCUGUAUCUCGAGACUGAAAGAAAUCGACUCAGAUAAUUUUGCGGCAUGCCUUGGAUUCGCUAAAGAUCUGAUUAAAGCGCUUGUGAAAAUAACAAUCUGGUCCUAUAGCUUCCCCUUAACCGAUCCUAUCUAUGCAAGCAGAUAUUUCACACAUCCACCCUUGCUUGAAAGAGUGCGGAAUCUGCAGAAUUACAGGAACACUACAUACUUCUAGGAAGUGAAUCGUGAUAGGGAAUCGCUUACGAGAUAUUUUAGAAAAUGCUGGUCUGUAUCUUAUUUAGUUUCAAUUUUUCAAGGCAAAUCGUAGAACCUAAUUCGACUCAUUUUUCACUAUAUAUACAAGUUAAGAGAACCUAUAAAUUAAUUUUCCAAUCGAAUUUAA